CUUGUCUCUCCCACAGUCCCACUCCACUGACAAACCUCACCAGCCGUCCUCUGUUUUUCACUUUGUGUCCAAUCAUGGCUGCUACACUUUCUUCUUCUUUGAUUCAACCCUUAGGUCUCUCAUUCACCUCCAAAAACUCACCCCACAAACCCACCUUCUUCACCGCCACCACCAUCAAAGCAUCUGUCUCUUCUUCUGCUUCCAGAAACUCCAACACCAUCCGUGACGAGGCCCGCCUCCACAAUGUGAUCCACACCCACCAUUUAUCCGCAAAGUACGUUCCUUUCAACGCGCCUCCGUCGUGUGAAGAGUCAUACUCGCUGGACGAGAUCAUCUACCGGUCUCAAUCCGGCGGUCUAUUGGACGUUCAGCAUGACAUGCAGGCGUUGAAACAAUACGAUGGGAAGUAUUGGAAGAACCUUUUUGACUCGAGAGUUGGGAAGACCACGUGGCCUUAUGGAUCAGGAGUUUGGUCAAAGAAAGAAUGGGUUUUGCCUGAGAUUGAUGGUGAUGAUAUAGUGAGUGCUUUUGAAGGGAACUCGAACCUUUUCUGGGCUGAGAGAUACGGUAAAGAGUACCUGAAGAUGAAUGAUUUGUGGGUGAAACAUUGUGGGAUAAGUCAUACUGGGAGUUUUAAGGAUCUAGGUAUGACUGUUUUGGUGAGUCAAGUGAAUAGGUUGAAGAAGAUGAAGAAACCGGUUGUGGGAGUUGGUUGUGCUUCAACUGGGGACACAUCAGCAGCUUUAUCUGCUUAUUGUGCGGCUGCAGGUAUUCCUUCUAUUGUGUUUUUGCCUGCUAAUAAGAUUUCUAUUGCUCAGUUGGUGCAACCUAUUGCAAAUGGUGCUUUUGUGUUGAGUCUCGACACUGAUUUUGAUGGGUGUAUGCAGUUGAUAAGGGAGGUAACAUCUGAGUUGCCUAUUUAUUUGGCUAAUAGUUUAAAUAGUUUGAGGUUAGAGGGACAAAAGACCGCUGCAAUUGAGAUAUUGCAGCAGUUUGAUUGGGAGGUGCCUGAUUGGGUGAUAGUUCCUGGAGGUAAUCUGGGGAACAUUUAUGCAUUUUAUAAAGGUUUUAAUAUGUGUAAAGAGUUGGGGCUUGUUGAUAGACUUCCUAGACUUGUUUGUGCACAAGCUGCAAAUGCUAAUCCACUUUACUUAUAUUAUAAGUCAGGUUGGAAGGAUUUUAAACCUGUUAGGGCUUGUAAUACUUUUGCAUCUGCUAUUCAGAUUGGUGAUCCGGUUUCAAUUGAUAGAGCCGUUUAUGCAUUGAAAAAUUGUGAUGGGAUUGUUGAGGAGGCUACUGAGGAAGAAUUGAUGGAUGCUAUGGCACAGGCUGAUUCUACUGGCAUGUUCAUUUGCCCUCAUACUGGGGUGGCUUUGACAGCUUUGAAUAAGCUUCGGAAUAGGGGGGUUAUCAGGAAGACUGAUAGAACAGUGGUGGUGAGCACUGCUCAUGGUUUGAAGUUUACACAGAGUAAGAUUGAUUAUCACUCAAAGGAUAUUAAGGACAUGGCAUGCCGGUUUGCUAAUCCUCCUGUGAGUGUGAAGGCAGAUUUUGGGUCAGUUAUGGAUGUUUUACAGAAAUAUUUGUUGAGCAAAGUGCCUAAGUAUUAAGCCCAUGAGCAAGGCAACAGUUAUUUAUGUACUGUACUCUAUCCCUUCUCUGUUAGGCAGAAGGAACUCUGCUCUUAAACAGUCUUGCUAGUAUUUGGAAUUGUCUCAGUAUGUAGUCUUUGUUAGAGAAGCCAUUUGUAGGGCAGUAUUGCCAGUUUUGGUCCAACUAUCUAUCGUUAGGUUAAAAUGGAAACAUUUUUCUGUUCUUUUCCUAUUGUGUCUCUUUCUUAAUCAAAUAUUAAUUUGUCAGCAGGAGAAAUCAUAUUGCUCAUUAAAAAUUUCAAUUACAAUUUUUUUUUUGCUCAAGAAUUUGUUCACUUUCUUUCUGAUAAUUGAGCAUACUGAAUGUUUAUCUGAUUACUGGUAAGUAGAAGUGAUUUUUCUUUUUGAUUUACCCAUCAUCGUGGCUGUGAAAUUUGAUUUCAAUUUAUGAAAUAAGUUUUGAUGUGCAAUUCAUUGAGCUUUGCUGCUGAAAUUAUUAUUAAAACUUGCUCCUCGACAGAAAUUGCAGAGGAAGUACCCCGUAGAAUUCAUUUUUUGACCCUGUAUUCAAUCUUUCAUUGAUUUCAGACAUAAUAUGGCUGUUCCAUGUUUUUUAGAAAGAAAUAUGAUAGGUACCUGGAUGUGCCUUAAUCUGGACUGCUGAAGCUUGAAGAAAUUCCAGCAACUAUUCUCAUUGCCGUGGACAGAUAGUACAAACAUUGGAGUAUUUGCUGAUGAUGUGUAUUGUGUUCGUUGAUGUGAAUAUGUAAUGUACUGGAUAAGAGUUAUUGUAAUCAAAAGAAAGCCAAUGUAUUGUGUUUGUGUCGUGUUCGUAUUGCUUAAAUUACUGAAAUAGAAAUAAGUGUUGUUUA
Molecule: messenger RNA, 2464 nt
Organism: Mangifera indica (mango)
Lineage: Eukaryota; Viridiplantae; Streptophyta; Magnoliopsida; Sapindales; Anacardiaceae
Product: threonine synthase, chloroplastic-like
Exons: 1
Coding region: 75-1610 (511 amino acids)
Biological process (GO): L-cysteine biosynthetic process
Cellular component (GO): cytoplasm
Molecular function (GO): pyridoxal phosphate binding; threonine synthase activity
Source: RefSeq, a predicted model, not a curated record